CAGGCUGUUCAACUGGAGUGCCUGCUUCCCUGAAAGCCCAGAGUAAAGCAAGGAGUAUGGUGCUGAGGUGAGGGAGGUCAUGAAGACGCCACUGUUGGCCUUGGCCUUGUGGUCACUGCUCCUCCGACCAGGGCUUUUGUUCUGGACCUCCCACGUGAGUCAGAACUGCCACAAUGGCAGCUACGAGAUCAGUGUCCUGAUGAUGAACAACUCGGCCUUCCCAGAGUCCCGGGUUAACUUGAAAGAGGUGGUGAAUGCGGGACUGGAAAUAGUGAGACAGCGUCUGCUUGAAGCUGGCCUAAAUGUGACCGUGAAUGCCACCUUUUUCUCUUCGGAAGGUAUGAUUUAUAAGUCCAGUGACUGCCGGAGUAGCACCUGUGAAGGCCUCGAACUACUCAGGAUGAUUUCAAGGGAAAAACAGAUGGGAUGUGUCCUCCUGGGGCCCACGUGCACCUAUUCCACCUUCCAGAUUUACCUCGACACAGAUUUGAACUAUCCCAUGAUUUCAGCUGGAAGUUUUGGAUUGUCGUGUGACUACAAAGAAACUUUAACCAGGCUGAUGUCUCCAGCUAGGAAGUUGAUGUACUUCUUGGUUGACUUUUGGAAGGUCAAUUACUUUCCAUUCAAAACUUCUUCCUGGAACACUGCCUAUGUUUUCAAGAAUGGCACCGAGUCUGAGGACUGUUUCUGGUACCUCAAUGCUCUGGAGGCUGGAGUUUCCUAUUUUUCUCAGAAACUUACCUUCAAGGAGAUGCUGAGAGGAGAUAACGAGUUUCAGCAUAUCUUAACGGACCAGAACAGGAAAAGCAAUGUGAUUGUUAUGUGUGGUACACCAAACACCAUCAACGUCCUCAAGGGUGACCGAGCAGUGGCUGAAGACACUGUCAUUAUUCUAGUGGAUUUAUUCAAUGAACACUACUUCAUGGACAAUGUUACAGCCCCUGACUAUAUGAAAAAUGUUCUUGUUCUGACACUGCCUCCUGGAAAUUCUGUCUCAAAUAGCUCUUUCGCCAAGAAUUUAUCACUGGAAAAUAAUGAUUUCGCUGCUGCCUACUUUGAUGGAGUCUUGCUCUUUGGACACAUGUUGAAGAUAUUUCUUGAAAAUGGAGAAGAAGUUACCACCCCUAAAUUUGCUCAUGCUUUCAGGAACGUCACUUUUGAAGGGCAUGUGGGUCCUGUGACUUUGGAUGACUCUGGGGAUAUUGACAAUACUAUGUUCCUUCUGUACACCUCUGUGGACACCAACAAAUACAAGGUUCUUUUGACCUAUGACACCCACAUAAACCAGACUAACCCGGUGGAUAAGAGCCCCACCUUCAUCUGGAAGCACCACAAACUUCCUAAUGAUAUUCCAGGCCGGGGCCCCCAAAUGCUGAUGGUGGCCGUCUUCACUCUCACAGGAGCUGUGGUCCUGGUCCUGCUCAUAGCUCUCCUGGUGCUCAGGAAAUACAAGGGAGAAUAUGCACUUCGUCAGAAAAAGUGGUUCCACAUUCCUCCUGAAAAUAUCUUUCCCCUGGAGUCCAAUGAGACCAACCAUGUUAGCCUAAAGAUUGAUGAUGACAAGAGACGUGAUACAAUCCAGAGACUACGACAGUGCAAAUACGACAAAAAGCGAGUGAUUCUAAAGGAUCUCAAGCACAACGAUGGCAAUUUCACCGAGAAACAGAAGAUAGAAUUGAACAAGUUGCUUCAGAUUGACUAUUACAACCUAACCAAGUUCUACGGCACGGUGAAGCUUGAUUCCAUGAUCUUUGGGGUGAUUGAGUACUGCGAGAGAGGAUCCCUCCGGGAAGUUUUAAAUGACACAAUUUCCUAUCCUGAUGGUACAUUCAUGGAUUGGGAGUUUAAGAUCUCUGUCUUGUAUGACAUUGCUAAGGGGAUGUCAUAUCUGCACUCCAGUAAGACAGAAGUCCACGGUCGUCUGAAAUCCACCAACUGCGUGGUGGAUAGUAGAAUGGUGGUAAAGAUCACUGACUUUGGCUGCAAUUCCAUUUUACCUCCAAGAAAAGACCUGUGGACUGCCCCGGAGCACCUGCGCCACGCCAGCAUCUCGCAGAAAGGAGACGUGUACAGCUAUGGGAUCAUCGGCCAGGAGAUCAUCCUGCGGAGAGAAACCUUCUACACGCUCAGCUGUCGGGACCAGAAGGAGAAGAUUUUCAGAGUGGAGAAUUCCAACGGAGUGAAACCCUUCCGCCCUGAUCUGUUUCUGGAAACAGCAGAGGAAAAAGAGCUGGAAGUCUAUCUACUUGUCAAAAACUGCUGGGAGGAAGAUCCAGAAAAGAGGCCAGACUUCAAGAAGAUUGAGAAUACACUGGCCAAGAUAUUUGGCCUUUUCCAUGACCAAAAAAAUGAAACUUAUAUGGAUACCUUGAUCCGACGUCUACAGCUGUAUUCCCGAAACCUGGAACAUCUGGUGGAAGAAAGGACACAGCUGUACAAGGCAGAGAGGGACAGGGCUGACAGACUUAAUUUUAUGUUGCUCCCAAGGCUGGUGGUCAAGUCUCUGAAGGAGAAAGGCAUCGUGGAGCCUGAAUUAUACGAGGAAGUUACAAUCUACUUCAGUGACAUUGUGGGGUUCACCACCAUCUGCAAGUAUAGCACCCCCAUGGAAGUGGUGGACAUGCUCAACGACAUCUAUAAGAAUUUUGACCACAUUCUCGAUCACCACGACGUGUACAAGGUGGAAACCAUUGGUGAUGCCUACAUGGUAGCUAGUGGUUUGCCUAAGAGAAAUGGCAACCGGCAUGCAAUUGACAUUGCCAAGAUGGCUUUGGACAUCCUCAGCUUCAUGGGGACCUUUGAGCUAGAGCAUCUUCCCGGCCUCCCAAUAUGGAUUCGCAUUGGAAUUCACUCUGGUCCCUGUGCUGCCGGAGUUGUGGGUAUCAAGAUGCCCCGUUAUUGCCUGUUCGGAGAUACAGUCAACACAGCCUCGCGGAUGGAAUCCACUGGCCUCCCCUUGAGAAUUCAUGUGAGCGGCUCCACAAUAUCCAUCCUGAAGAGAACGGAGUGCCAGUUCCUGUAUGAAGUGAGAGGAGAAACGUACUUAAAGGGAAGAGGAACUGAGACCACCUACUGGCUGACCGGGGGGAAGGACCAGGAGUACAGCCUGCCGACCCCUCCGACCGCUUUGAUGGCAGCAGCGGGACGGAGGGAGACUUUCAACAGCUUCAAAGACAAGGAGAAGCACAGGAGCGGUACCCGGUGACCUGUUUGAGUUCACUCUCUUUCUCACCGUUUCCAAGGCCCACGGGUAAGUCCCUUCUUGGUUCUCAGCUCUGCCCUCUUUGCCCGGAGCUCCUAAUCUAAUUGGCUUUUUCCGUAGUUACUUAUUUGGUUGGAAACCCCAGCCCUUGGUUUUGUCCCCAGAUCCCCAGUUCCACAUCGGGAACUGCAGGUAGUUAUUGGCCAGAGUUGGGCUGGGUCUGACUUAAAAGCCGGACUAGAUCUGGAUUCAGACUAGAUCUGAUUUAAGUAGGACUGGGUUCAGUGUGAGGCCUUGAGUGAAUAAAAUUUUAAGUAAAGGCUGUGUAGCUAAUGGGAAUCUCAGAAGUGUAAAAAAAAAAAAAAUCACAAAAUUGGUGAGCAUGGGAAGAGCAUUUAAUAGAAGCUGUUAGAAUAUUCACCACCUAACCCAAGGACUCUGGUGUUAGGACAAGUUGGUCACAGAAUGGGUUAGAUCAACACUAGGUCACCUGCCAACCUCAAGAAAAUUUCUGUGCUGUGAGGUACCCUGCAAAACACCACACAAUCCCCAACCCGGCAGUACAUCCCUUUUAUGUAUUAUUUUGGCUCUGAAAGACCCAAAACCUUCUCUUAAAAAAAAAGGGGGGGGGAAAUCCUUAAAACCCAAAGAGUUAAGCAUGCCACCUUCCUACAUACCUGCUUAAGAACUAUGGUCCAAGAAGCUAUAAAUAUCUACCAAAAAUGGUCAAAAUCUCGCUAAAGACAAUCUGGAAUUUUGUGUCCUGAGAACUUGCCUUGGUAACCGUCCGGUUGGGGGCCCCAAAAUAUGGCCAGACAGAAAUGUGGGUUGAACACCAUUUGGUAAGGGUCCUACCAAACUGCUGUCAGCCCUCAGGGAAAUCACAGUGGCCACUAUGAGGAAUGUUCCAGUUGGAGAAUAUCAUUUAAGAAGUGCAUCUAAAAACACAAGGGAUACAUAUUUUAAUUGGUGUGAAGAAGCCUCCAAAAUGUUUCAAAAUUCCAAAAGAGCCCAUUAAACGAUUCAUUGCAAAAUGCUAAAAUGAAAAAAGUAAGGACAUAAAAGGCACCUAAAACAAAGGCUAUAGGACUGAUGUCAUUCCUACGUCUCCACUGCAUCCUCCUUUAUUCGAGUACUUAUUCUAGCAAUCCUCUGUCUGAAUUGCCUUUCUAUGCUGAAAAGACUAUUAAACAGUUACCUUUCAAAGAGCUUGGCCUGACUUUCUGCCUCCCUGGGACAUGCAGGCUGUUUGUUCUUUCUUUUGGCUAUCUUUGGGAGUAACUCUGGAUCUUGAGAAGGCAGUACCUUUUUCACCCUCUUUGAGGAUGACUUUGGGUCCAUGAAGUUGUUUAAUUUUGCUAGAAAUAUGUACUGUUUGUCCUGGCUGAAAACUGGCAAGACAGUUAAAAUAAUUUUUAAGUAGCUCUGUGGUCAAAAGUUGCUCAGAGAUUGGAAGCUGAUAUUCAGAUCCUGAUAGGAAUUUUUUUAAAGCCUUCUCCCCUAAAGAAAUUAAAGAUAAUGCAGUUGGAUGAGUAGAUUAAUCCAUAAUAUCAUUUAAGCCUCAACCCAAUGUCUUAUGGAAUUGAGAACAACUGUCAAAUUUUUACAAAACUAGGAAGACAGCUCUAGAGGCAAUUCAAAAGUUCACUGUUCCUUUUUAUCAAUCCCCAA
This is a messenger RNA of Kogia breviceps (pygmy sperm whale), 4873 nucleotides long. The record is from RefSeq and is a predicted model, not a curated record. Lineage: Eukaryota; Metazoa; Chordata; Mammalia; Artiodactyla; Physeteridae.